AGUCUGCUCUUGGCCAGAUCGGCUUCUUCCCUUCCCUCUCUCCUCUGCAAAACCCAGGGUCUAGGUCUGUACCCCAACCCCACCCCACUGUGGUCACUGGUCCAUCACCCCCUUCAAUGCCCUUGACCUAAGUUCCUGGAAGCAAAAGGAACAUGCCACGUGUAGGGUCUGAGUGAGCAUCUCCAGGGCCACAAAUUAAAUUAAGUGUUCAGGGCCGCCUGCCUUGUUAUGGCUAAUAGUGCUAGCCUACCCAUCCCCCAGGUCCCUGUCCUGUAGAAAUUUGGGGGCCCUGGGUACCCUAUAUCAUUCCCAAACUUUCAUUGGCUCCUGGAGACUUCACCCCAAACUAGAGAUGGGUAUUCCUCUUGCAGAGCACCCAAAAGCCUGUGAGAGAGGCCUGAGCUGUGUCCCCACCCAUUGGGGGGGGGGCCUCAUGCUCUGGCUGCAGAGAACAGUCACGUGUGGGUCCUUCAUUAGACCCUGCCAUAUAAACUGAGGGCAUAGGGUGGCCAGGAACUCUUGGGGCAAGGAUCCAGCAAGCAGAGGUAAGUCCUCAGGUUGAGCGGGGACUCUUACUUUCUGUGGGGUGGGGGUGGGGGUGCUUCCCUCUGGGGUAGGGCACCUAGAGAGUGCUCCAAGGAUGAAGAGGGACUAAGUGGCACAUUCUCCUGCUGAGCCAGGCUAUGCUGACCACAAUGUUGCUGAGCUGUGCCCUACUGCUGGCAAUGCCCACCAUGCUGGGGGCCCAGAUAGGCUUGGCCCCCCUGGAGGGUAUCGGAAGGCUUGACCAAGCCUUGUUCCCAGAACUCCAAGAUCUAGGCCUGCAGCCCCCACUGAAGAGGACAACUGCAGAACGGGCAGAAGAGGCUCUGCUGCAGCAGGCCGAGGCCAAGGCCUUGGCAGAGGUGCUAGAUCCUGAAGGACGCAAGGCACGCUCCCCACGUCGCUGCGUAAGGUUGCACGAAUCCUGUCUGGGACACCAGGUACCAUGCUGCGACCCAUGUGCUACAUGCUACUGCCGUUUCUUCAACGCCUUCUGCUAUUGCCGCAAGCUGGGUACUGCCACGAACCCCUGCAGCCGCACCUAGCUGGCCAGCCAAUGUCGUCGGGGUCGGGGCGGGGGUAGGCGGGCGCCAAUAAAGGA
Molecule: messenger RNA, 1144 nt
Organism: Phacochoerus africanus (Common warthog)
Lineage: Eukaryota; Metazoa; Chordata; Mammalia; Artiodactyla; Suidae
Gene: AGRP
Product: agouti related neuropeptide
Exons: 3
Coding region: 684-1088 (134 amino acids)
Biological process (GO): neuropeptide signaling pathway; hormone-mediated signaling pathway; positive regulation of feeding behavior
Cellular component (GO): extracellular region
Molecular function (GO): type 1 melanocortin receptor binding; neuropeptide hormone activity
Source: RefSeq, a predicted model, not a curated record